AUGGACGUAGAUCAAAGGAGUGUUGACUACUCCCUUUAUCUGGUCACUGACUCGUCACCCGCCACCCUAGGUGCUCGAGAUCUCGUGGAGGUUGUCGAAGCAGCACUACAGGGUGGGGUGACCGUCGUACAAUAUAGAGACAAAACCAACGAUACUGGUGUCCUGGUCUCUACGGCUAAGAGAUUACAUGAGGUGACACGGAAAUACAAUGUGCCUCUUCUUAUCAAUGAUCGAGUCGAUGUGGCAUUGGCCGUUGGGUGCGAGGGUGUACAUAUUGGCCAAGAUGAUAUUGACCUCGGAAGUGCGAGGAAGAUACUAGGAAAGGAUGCCAUCAUUGGGGUUACCGUAUCUUCAAUUGUGGAGGCUGAAGCUGCCUGUGACGGUGGUGCUGAUUAUCUUGGUAUUGGGACCGUGUUUGCAACGCCAACUAAAACAAACACCAAGGAGAUAAUCGGUACCGCAGGUGUAAAAACGAUCCUUCGGGCUCUAGCAGCUAAAGGAUCAAACGUACGGACCGUGUGCAUCGGAGGCAUCAAUGCAUCUACAGUUCAGCGCGUGAUAUAUCAGUCGUCGGAUGCGAGCAAGAAUCUAGAUGGCGUUGCGGUUGUCAGCGCCAUCAUCGCCGCCCAAGAUCCAAAGCAAGCCGCCCAAGAUCUCCUGCAACUGGUGCACUCCCCACCGCCUUAUGCAAUCAGCUCAAUAGUCACCGGGCAGAAGCCUACAAGCGUGGAUGACCUUGUUAGCGACGUCUGUGACAUUAUCCAGACUGUUAGUGCUGAGAACCCUCUCUCCCAUAAUAUGACAAACCUAGUAGUGCAGAACUUCUCAGCAAAUGUCGCGUUAGCAUUUGGAGGAUCUCCAAUCAUGGCAAAUUAUGGGGAAGAGGCGCGGGAUCUCGCCAAACUAGGAGGCGCUCUUGUCAUUAACAUGGGCACAGUCACCCCUGACGGUCUACAGAACUAUGCCAAGGCAUUGUCGGCAUAUAAUGUGGAAGGAGGACCAGUGGUCUUCGAUCCCGUUGGUGCCGGAGCUACAUCUGUUAGGAGAAGCGCGGUUAAGACGCUAAUGGCCGCUGGAUAUUUUGAUGUGAUCAAAGGCAACGAGGGAGAGAUAAAGACUGUAUAUGGAACAGUGGUCCAGCAGAGAGGGGUUGACAGUGGCGCGAGUACGUCAAGUGAUCUGGAAAAAGCCAGGCUAGUUCGAGACCUUGCUGAAAGAGAGCGGAACGUCGUGCUCAUGACAGGACCUACUGAUUUCGUCAGUGACGGAACCCGCACAUAUACCGUUAAGAAUGGCCACAAGCUGCUAGAGGAGAUUACCGGAAGUGGCUGCGUCCUCGGGACUGCGAUUUCCUUGAUGCUAGCUGUCUGCCGAGGGGAUAAGUUGCUUGCAACUCUUUCCGCGAUGCUCCAUUUCGAGAUCGCGGCCGAGAUCGCGGCUGAGAGGGAGGAUGUUAAAGGACCAGGUACCUUUGUCCCUGCUUUGAUUGAUGAGAUCUACAAUAUCCAGAAAGCUACAAAUGGCGGAGACUAUAACUGGCUGAAAAGAGCUAGAGUCGAAGCUGUAGAUACGAAGUAA
Venustampulla echinocandica is the source of this 1578-nucleotide messenger RNA. RefSeq lists its product as uncharacterized. Gene Ontology annotation, cellular component: cytoplasm. Gene Ontology annotation, molecular function: magnesium ion binding; thiamine-phosphate diphosphorylase activity; hydroxyethylthiazole kinase activity. The record is from RefSeq and is a predicted model, not a curated record. Gene Ontology annotation, biological process: thiamine biosynthetic process. The transcript has 3 exons. Lineage: Eukaryota; Fungi; Ascomycota; Leotiomycetes; Helotiales; Pleuroascaceae. The coding region runs from base 1 to 1578 and encodes 525 amino acids.